Molecule: messenger RNA, 1074 nt
Organism: Phytomonas sp. Hart1
Lineage: Eukaryota; Euglenozoa; Kinetoplastea; Trypanosomatida; Trypanosomatidae
Source: the annotation of a GenBank genome assembly
AUGUCUGCACCGAUUCAUAACCGUGACCCUACUCCUACUUCUUCAAAAGUAGUGGUAAACAAAGGUGUGUACACAACAAACCACUCCAAAAGUGACGAAGUGUCUACCAAUGAGGAGUUUUAUGAUCAAAUUCCGAAUUCUGCCAUGUCGUUGUCAUCGCUGAAUCCAAGUGAGGUGGUUGUAGGUAAACAGGUGACGCCCCCUAUUAUCGCCGACGAGGCGGCGACAUUUGACUCAGUACCGAACCACAACAACCUAGUUAGGACAAUUAGCAAAGGAAAGCAUCUACAUUCAAAAUCCAAUUUGCGGUCGUCCCUUGAUCCCCUUUCUACUUGGUCCCUUCCCCUUCUUCAGAAUGGUGUGCCCGCAAUCUCGACGAAUGACCCCAUUCGGUAUGACAAGCGCCUCAAGGAAGCGUCUGGGCUGUUGCUGUCGGAGGGCCCCCCCCGGCCCGGCGAUCCGCUGCCGAACCUGCUCAACCACUCCGGGGUUGUGUCCCAGACGCGACUCCCGACAUCCGCCCCGGCACCUCCGCACGCCUCGGAGACGCGCGACUUCGCGUCUUCGAACUCCUCAAAGUGCGUCGGCUCGCGCCUGACACAGCCCACUCUUAGCGACUAUAGGCCCACGCCCAGUGGCCGCCCCGUGUCAGGGGUGGGUAUGGCGACGAGCGGGAUGAGCCUCAGUCCCCUCCCACUGCUGUCGUUGGCGGGACCUAGCGGGAAGGGGAGUGGGCGAGCGGCCCCCCCGGCCCACCCCAAUGCCCCCCCGCGGCGUGAUGCGGGGGCUUGCGCGGGGAGGGGCAAACGCGCUGCCAACGAGACUCCUUCCAUGUCGUCAACCCCUCCCCAGUUGGAGACGCACUCGGGGGAUCACAAUAGCAAGCAAGGGGUGAAGAAUGAUAUUAAAGAGUUCUUUCACGAGUCUUGUGUGCCACAGCUUUUCGAAAAAUUAAGCACAGACCUCCUCCAGAAUCGACCCCAUAACGCUGUAGCAUAUAUCCUAAGUUGGUUAAAGGAACAACGAUCGAAGUUAGCACAGGAUAAGGACGAGAGCCACCCACCCCCAAACUAA